Messenger RNA from Malaclemys terrapin pileata, 1247 nucleotides. RefSeq names its product chromosome 4 C11orf96 homolog (gene C4H11orf96). The record is from RefSeq and is a predicted model, not a curated record. The transcript has a single exon. Bases 270 to 635 code for a protein of 121 amino acids. NCBI's taxonomy places the organism in Eukaryota, Metazoa, Chordata, Testudines, Emydidae.
GGACCCGCUCCCAGCCCGCCCGAGCGAGACUCCGCCAGGCCUGGGGCGUGAGCUGGCCGUCGGGGAGCCCGGCCCGCCUUUGGCUGCGGACUGAGCGAAGUUGAGAGGGGAAGGUAUUGAGCGCAGCCCGGUCUGCGCCUGGGCUCUGUCUAGGCUCGGAGCCCGCGCCCAUCCCCGUGGCGUCCGGGACUGCGCGCUCGCCAACGGCCGCCUGCUCCUCUUGCUUCUGCCCAGCUCACGUUUUGCAGAGCCGCAGCAGCGGGGCUGACAUGAUGGCAGCCAAGCAAGCCGAGCUCAUGGGCAUCUGCUCCAGCUACCAAGCGGUCAUGCCUCAUUUCGUGUGCAUCGCCGAGGAAUACCCCCAGCCCAUCCGCCCCGCCAAGAUCCCCAAGGGCAAGCUGAGGAGACCGAGACAGUCCCGCUUCAAGACCCAGCCGGUGACUUUCGAUGAGAUCCAGGAGGUGGAGGAGGAGGGGGUCUCCCCCAUGGAGGAGGAGAAAGCCAAGAAAUCCUUCCUGCAGUCCCUGGAGUGCCUGAGGAGGAGCACCCAGAACCUGAGCCUGCAGAGAGACAAACUCAGCAGCUGCAAACUGCGGAACAGUUUGGACUCUAGUGACUCUGACUCUGCCCUGUGAAGGGACCGUCAGUGAUCACCCAGCGCAGCAGCUUUGCGAUCACCCUCGACCGAGAGAGGCGGGACUGUGCUUCAUAGUGAAGCCCGCAGCCGCGAGACACAAGCGCAAGAACUUUAUAGUUAUAUUUUUCAAGGGAGACUAUUUGUGGAGAUCCUUGCUACCGAGAAUUGCUUUCCCAAUAACGGCCAUUGGACACUCUCUUUUGUAUUCUAGAUUAGAUCCUAACUGUCAGUCAGUAUGGCAAGGGGGGGACUUUGAAGGGACCAUGAUGGAGGCUUUAUUUAAGAGGGGGGUGACGUUCCUUUGUAAUUAUCCUCCUGAUAAAGAACCAGUCGGAGUGGGAUAGAUUCCAAGAGCAAUUUGCAAGUAAGGUCAGGAUGUUUUCUAAGAAAGCACUUUUAUGUUUGUUUCUAUUCGGUUGUAUGAAACUUCGGAUGAAAAAAAAAACUUUUCUAUUUGUUAGAAAUCUGAGCUGUUUUGGAUGCAGUGAGCUGCUGGACUUUAUAUUUAUUUUUGCAUUUAAAUUGACUGCAUUAAUUUAAUAUCUUUCUACCUGAAUGUCUGUUAUUAUUUCCAUAAAAGAGAAAUAAAACUCAAUAUAUUUGCAUAGUG